AUGGAAUCUGUCCCAGGCUCUCCUGGCCCCUCAGUGACCAGCGACUCCCCCGUCCCAGCCGGAGAACUGCAGAAGAUGCUGGACGAAUGUACGCAGGCUAUCCAGGAACUGCACCUCCAGAUUGCCGAACUGGAGGAAUUGGUACAGAAGCAGAAACGCACCAUCAGCCACCAGAGCAAGGUCAUCUCCGACCCUCGAGUGCAUCGUGCCGUUCCCAUCAUACCGUUAUUCCCCUUGACGCCGCAACAUCCUGGUCCCAGCCUAGUCGCCUCCCCAUUCACCCCUCAGUCGGGGCUCUCCCCGGGGUCGAGUAUCUUCGAUCGACCUCCACCUCGGUUUUCUCUGUCCGAGAGUCCCGAUCCAUUCGCUCCUAGUCCUGGACCUAAUUCUACAAACCAACCGAAGGAAGGAUGCAACUGUCCCCAUAUCUGCGCACUAUUUGACACCGACACUACGAUUUCCACGCUCUCGAUCCGGUUCCGCAACCUGUACCAGCGCACGGAGAUCUGGGGCUAUACGCAUGCCAAUGUGCCUCAGAUCCGCAAGGAUAGUCGACUGGAUGCGCAGAAAAAGGAAUAUCUUAUUGCUUUGGCGGAUCGGUCGCAGGUGUCAGCACUGUUGGGUGACACCAGCACUCGGUAUUACCUCGUGGCCAAGGCGCUUAAUUAUUAUUUGGUGCAGGAAAUCUUGAAGAUCAGCGUGGCGAGACUGUAUGAUUCGUUGGAGGUGGAUCUUCGAAGUGCCAAUACUCCACUGAUGCGUCAACUCGCAAUCCUCGCCACCGUCUCUCGCACCAAAGACGUAAUCGACCAUCCCGGCUUCCAAACCUUCUACCAGGAAAAAUGCAGCGCUCACGUCGCCAAACUGUGGCAGUACGUGGGCCCGCUCUGCUGUGACUCAUUCGAGACAUCGUCGACGGCAUGGCAGGAGCUGGGAAACAUCGUGCGCGAGGCGCAGUCGCUGGCCAUCGAUAUGCAGGUGGCGCCGUUGGAGUAUCAUUUCGACUUUCCCGAGCCGAACGAGUCGUUCGAGCCCACCACGAUGAUCAACCACGAUCGGUAUAUUCGAGGGGAUCCGACGGGGUUGAAGAAUCAAGACUUCCGUGUCAAAUUGGGCGUGUCGCCGAUAACGAGGAUUCGGAAUCAUGCCGUGCGACCGGCGGAGUACGGAUUAUCACCGGAGGAAUCGCUGCUGCUGCGUGAGACGCAACGCGGUUGCACGACGCCAUUGGCGGCCAGCAGACUCAGUGUCACCACCGAUCCUCCAUCCAUUGGUUGGCUCCGUAGCCAGCAUCCAGCAGGAAGUAUUUAUGAGGCGACCGUGGGCGAUCACCACGGCCAAUGGGUCAGUCGUGCAGAUACUCCACGACAGAGCAGGGCGAAGCAGCAGCAACAGUAG
Aspergillus tanneri is the source of this 1398-nucleotide messenger RNA. RefSeq lists its product as uncharacterized. The record is from RefSeq and is a predicted model, not a curated record. NCBI's taxonomy places the organism in Eukaryota, Fungi, Ascomycota, Eurotiomycetes, Eurotiales, Aspergillaceae. The transcript has 3 exons. Bases 1 to 1398 code for a protein of 465 amino acids.